This is a messenger RNA of Hemisphaericaspora subhashii, 1890 nucleotides long. RefSeq lists its product as uncharacterized. The transcript has a single exon. Lineage: Eukaryota; Fungi; Ascomycota; Pichiomycetes; Serinales; Debaryomycetaceae. Gene Ontology annotation, cellular component: membrane. The coding region runs from base 1 to 1890 and encodes 629 amino acids. Gene Ontology annotation, molecular function: sulfate transmembrane transporter activity. The record is from RefSeq and is a predicted model, not a curated record. Gene Ontology annotation, biological process: transmembrane transport.
AUGAUCUUUGGUAGUGUUCCACAAAUGAUUGUUGGACCUGAAGGUCCAAUUUCUUUGAUUGUUGGGCAAGCAGUUGAACCAAUAUUACAUGAUUCAAAACAUAAGAAAAAUUUAGAUCCUUUAGAAUAUGUAGCGGCAAUUAGUUUUCUUUCUGGGAUGAGUUUAUUAGGAUUUGGAUUAGGAAGAUUUGGUUUUUUGGAUAAUGUAUUAAGUGCAUCUUUAUUAAAGGGGUUCAUAUGUGCUGUUGGGAUUGUUAUGAAUAUAAAUGCAUUAAUUAAUUGUUUGGGUUUAGAAGAAUUAAUGAAGGAAAUUACUAGGAAUCCAGAAGAAAUGGAUAUUCAUUCACCAUUUGAUAAAGUACGAUUCUUAUGGUUUAAUUAUAAACAUUAUAAUCCAUUAAGUCUAAAAAUUAGUUUAAUUGGUUUUGCAAUAAUUAUGGCAAUAAGAAUAUUUAAAAAAUAUGCUGCAAAAAGACCGGGGAAAUAUUCUCCAAAAAUCGUAUUUAUCCCGGAAAUUUUAUUAAUUGUCGGGUGUUCAACUAUAUUAUGUUCUUACUACCGUUGGGAUUUAUUGGGGAUUAAUAUAAUUGGAAAUGUAAAACAUGAUGGUGAAUUAAAACUAUAUAAUCCACUAAAAUUAUCAUUAUUAAAAAAAUUUACUACUUCAGGAUUCUUAUGUGCCAUGUUGGGUUUUUUCGAAUCAACAACUGCUUCUAAAUCACUUGGUUCAAGAUAUGAUUUACCAAUAAGUUCAAAUCGAGAAUUAGUUGCAUUGGGUAGUCUUAAUAUAUUUUGCUCAAUGUUUGGUGCAUUACCUGCAUUUGGAGGUUAUGGAAGAAGUAAAGUAAAUGCAAUUUCAGCAAAGACAACUAUGCUGGGAGGGAUUAUGGGAUUUUGUACUUUAAUCACCGUGGUAUUUUUCCUUGAUUAUUUAUAUUAUGUUCCAGAAUGUAUGCUUAGUGUAGUUGUGGCAGUGAUUGGUUUACUGUUGAUUGAAGAAGCUCCAUAUGAAUUAUAUUUCCAUUGGAAAACAAAAGGUUAUAAUGAAUUAAUUACAUUUGCAGUUACGGUAUUAACUACAUUAUUUUUUUCAAUGGAAGGUGGAAUUGCUGUUGGUUUAAUAUAUCUGUUAAUUAGAGUAAUUAAAAAUUCCACAAUUUCAAGAAUUCAAAUAUUGGGGAGAUAUCCAAAUACUAAUGUCUUUGUAGAUGCUGAUAUCCCCACAAACUUAAAUGAAAAGAAACCAGGUACUCAAUUGAAUGUAUUUGAUGAUAUUCAACAAAUGCAAUUAAAUGAACAAGUUAUUGAAGAAAUUGAAGGUUGUUUAAUUAUAAAAAUCCCCGAACCACUUACUUUUACCAAUUCAAGUGAUUUAAGAGCUAGAUUAAAACGAGUUGAAAUGUAUGGAUCAACAAAAGCCCAUCCUGCUCAAAAGAGAAGUCGAGAUUUAAGUAUGGUUAAAUAUAUUAUAUUUGAUUUAAAUGGGAUGCAAAAUAUUGAUUCAUCAGCUUGUAAAAUUUUAUAUGAAUUAAUUAUCAAUUAUCGUCAAAGAGAUAUUCGAACAUUUUUUGUUAGAGUGGGUAAUUCCAAAGAUUUAAGAAAUCGAUUGAAAAGUUCAGGAAUUAAUAAGAUUUUAAUUAAAGAUUUAAUUGAUGUUAAAUAUUUCGUAAUGCAAAAUAUUGCUAAUAGAUUUAAUAUUAAUUGUCGUGGACGAGAUCAUCUGAUUGAAAUGGAAGAACAAGAACUGUUGAAUACUAAUUUUGAAAUAGAGAAUGUUAUUGCAUGUCAUGACUUAAUAGAGAGUGAUGAUAAACCUUACUUCCAUCAUAUAAGUGAUGCUUUAAGAGUUAUAGAUUGUUUUGAAGUAAAUGAACAAUUUUUAAAUUAUUAG